AUGAGUGUACUGCCCGAUGACCUGAUGAUGAACUACGAUCCGAGAAACGUGGAUGAGAACUCCGGCCAUGACGGGGAUGAGAUGAUGUAUUUGAAAUUAGGAGACCCGUCGAUGUUUGACGACCAUAUCGAAGAGAAACAAGUCUUUGAGGACGCCUCGUUGAGCCACAUGCUGGAUGAACAUUUCGACAGUAUCAAAGUGGAUACGUCCAUGCCUAUCAUAGAUUCCGGCGAUGCCGUCGUGAAUUAUCAGCAGAUUAUUGAUGAUAAAGUAUUGUUUGGUAGGAGUCUGCCGAUAGAUCCAGAUUCGGCCGUCGAGAACAAUACAGUGGAUUUGACUACGUUGAUACAGUAUGUCAAUCUUGAUGAAGACAGUUUACCUUAUAAAUUGACUGUGAAUGAUUUGCCUGAAGUGACCAGGGUGGAAAAUCAACUCAAGGUGACCCUCACGUUCGACCAGCCGCUGCAUGGUAAACACUACGUUCAACUACCUACAAAUACAAUAUCCAGACAAAAAUUCUAUCUGCAAGAACCACUGACUCUGGAAUCUGAUCCAUCGGUAGAUAAAGUUCUUCAAAUUAAGACUUUUCUGUUGAUUAACGAUGAAUAUAUGAUGUCUAGUCCCAAAGUAGUCGAUGUCUGUAUGAAAUGUGUUCAAAGAGAGCAACGUCGUGCAUCUCGUAGAAAAUCAGGACUCAGCGAUAAUUUGUUAUGGUGUGAUAAUCCAAGAAGAAGUGCUAUUUUAUUUAAUAAUAAACAAUUAUUGGCUUUGAAACAGGAUAAAGAAGUUACACUUACCACUAGAAUGGUUUGUUACUGUAGACAUCAUAAAGCUAACGAUGGCUUCAAGAUAUUAUUGGUCGUGUUGGAUUCUCAAAAUAAUGUCUUUGCAAAACAAAUUACGACACCAAUAAUAAUUACUGAUAGAAAACCUUCAUCAAUAAAUAAUUCAGAUUCGGUGAUAGAUUUGAUCGCCAAGAAUGAUUUGGUACCGACUUUGUCGAGUGCAAAUACAACAAUAUCAUCAUCGAUUCAAAAUAUACAGGAUACUCGCUCCGCAAGUAAUCAAUCCUUGAACAGCAGUAGUGCUGUCUCGCCUUCAUUACCUGCACAACAACCGAAACGUUAUAUUCCAUCGCCAAAUUCUUUGAGUGAAGGAGGUUCCGAAUCGUUUACUAGUGAGUAUGUUAGUGCAAAUUAUCAGGAUUAUUCUUCCUCUGCUACCACAGCAGAUUUCUUACCAAGGCAAAAUUCAAUGAAUUUUAAUAAUUUGGCUUUCACUCCAACUACACAAAAUCCAAGAAAAAGAUCACAUUUAAACAUUGCCUCAUCAUCGAAUUCUGCUUUCUUGACAGAUUUUACCAAUGACCUUAACACGUUUAAUGAUCAAAUUGAUCCAAACCAACCUACAUUGGAACGUGUCAUCCCAGGUAAAGGUCCAACUACAGGUGGUAUCGAGGUCACGCUACUUGGGUCUAACUUCAAAGAUGGUUUAAAGGUUAGAUUUGGAAAUAACUUGGCUCUUUCGACUCAAUGUUGGAAUAGUUCUACAAUGGUAACAUAUUUACCUCCAACACAGACACCAGGCCAGGUAUUAGUGACGGUGACAGAUCCAGAUGAUCCAAACAAUAAUGGUCAAUUACCACCACAUAGUUAUACCAACAAUAAUAUACAGAGCUCAGUGUUUACUUACACCGAUGAAACGGAUAGACAAUUAAUUGAACUGGCUUUACAAAUUGUUGGUUUGAAAAUGAAUGGUAGAUUAGAUGAUGCAAGAAAUAUUGCCAAAAAAAUAGUUGGUAGUGGCGAAGACGCUUCAGGACCAACAGAGGGACAAAACGCUACAAUGGAUAGUUCUCAGUACAAUUAUAAUGCCGAUGUCACAGAUGAAAAAUUGAUAAUUCAAGUGAUAAAAUCAAUGAAUAAGACAACAACUCAUUUAUCGAUGUGUGAUACAGCCGGAAGAACAUUAUUGCAUCUAGCUGCUUUGAGUGGUUAUUAUGAUUUAAGUUUAUUAUUGAUCAAAUCUGGGGUUAGAUUGACCAUUGAAGAUUCAUUCGAUUUUACACCAUUACAUUUUGCUGCUAUUGGAGGUGACCAAAAGGUUAUUACUUUAUUACUGAGCUGUAAUUCCAAUAUUAGAAUUAAAAACGGUAGUCAUAUUACUCCAAAACAAUUAUUUGUGGAUAAUUUCAAUGAACAGACUCAUGAAUCAUUCAAGAUAAUCGAAGAAUUGUUCGAUAAACACGAAAGUAAGAACAACAAUUCUGAUGAUUUAUCAAGAAUAUCUUCUCAUUCGAGUAUGGACUCAAGUAUAUUUAAUGAGGAUUUGAACGAGAAUGCAUUGAGAUUAGGAUCAAGACGAAUCUUUGAUGACCUUUAUAGUGAUGCUGAUGCUGAUGCUGAUGCUGAUGCUGAUAGUGACAGUGGAAGUGGAAGUGAUGUUUCAGAUUGUGAUUUCGAAGAUAAUAUCUCAUUUUCGGAAGAUGAUGAAAAUAACGACGAAGAGCAUAAUGAUAUGGGUGAGGACAGAUAUAUUCAAAGUGUUAACGGUGAUACAAGUUCCGUGGAAACUGAGCCUCAAAUUAUUGAAAGCCCUGUAAUCAGAGAACAAGCUGAUCAAACAGAAAGUAAUAGCACUAAAAGACAAUCACUAUGGGAUAGGAUGUUAAAUCAUUUGAAUGAUGACUUACCUAGCUAUGACGAUUUGUUCCCUAGACCAAAUGGUGAUGUAAAUGAGGAUACUAAAGAGAUCGGAGUAAUAAGGCAAGAAAUCGAGUCAUCCCAGGACACACAUAAUGCAUCAUCGACCUCUGAAGAUGAUGAAGAUGAUAUGUUACAACGUAAAUUGAACAGAUUUUUUGUUAAUCAAAAGAAAACUUUCCAGAAUGAUAACAUGUUAUUGUUCUUUUGGAUUCCCUUAACUCUAUUAUUAUUAACGUUUGUGAUAUUCAAUAGCAUCUACCAAGGUAACGAGUCAAGUUUUAUCACGAAAUCAACAGAAUUGGUUAAAAGUUAUCUGAUGGUAGGUCUCGGUAAGAUUUGGUUAGGUAAUCAAAGAAUGAAGAAUUAUGUCACUGAGAAUUUAAAUAAUUUCCCAACGACAAAGAAAUUGAAUGAUCUGAUUAUUGGUUGA
This is a messenger RNA of Maudiozyma barnettii, 3135 nucleotides long. It is a transcript of the gene MGA2, whose product is annotated as Mga2p. The transcript has a single exon. Gene Ontology annotation, molecular function: protein binding; double-stranded DNA binding; transcription coregulator activity. Bases 1 to 3135 code for a protein of 1044 amino acids. Gene Ontology annotation, biological process: regulation of transcription by RNA polymerase II. The record is from RefSeq and is a predicted model, not a curated record. Gene Ontology annotation, cellular component: nucleus. Lineage: Eukaryota; Fungi; Ascomycota; Saccharomycetes; Saccharomycetales; Saccharomycetaceae.